CGUUGGGGGCGGGGGCGGUGGUUGUCAGAACGAAAAACAGCGACCGCCAGGAAAUGAGUAAGCUAGAAAGUGAUCGUCGUAGUAACGCCAGCUUCGUAGCCAGAGAGGAACGAGCGUGGAGGAUGCUGAGAGAAACGGGAAGGAGCUCCGACUGAGCCCUUUGUCCGCCUAAACUUAUCCAGCAUGAAAGCCGCGUGAAAAAGUCCGGCGUAGGAAAGGAGAGAUCCGUGUUAACCGUUUAGGGUCAUACAAGAAGUUUGCAGGACGCUGAAAGUUUUUGCCAUGCCAGCAGGAAUCUUCCGGGUGUGCCUGGUGGUUAUCACGGCUAUCAUCAACCACCCCCUCCUCUUCCCAAAGGAAAAUGUCACUGUUCUUGAAAACACACAGGAAGUCAUCCAGAAGAUGAAAGAGCGGGAGGAGAACCUGAGACUGGAGCAGCUUAAACUGGAGCAGGAGAUUGCCAUGCAGGAGACCUUAACAAAGCCUUCAGUGAAGGCUGCAGAGACAGAGGAGCAAUACAAUCACAAUCCCCUCUCUUGGAAUUUCUGGACUGCUUUGUCCAUGGUGGUUUUCCUUCUGAUUGAGUUCUGGCGGCAGGACUACAAGGAAGGGACUUGGCAGAAUUAUGCCAAUGAGGAGGAUGAAAUUAGUGUCCUUGGGAAAGCGCUCAAGGGAGUCGUCCUGCCAGACAAUGCCACAUUGGCCAACUUCUAUGAAAAAUGCCUCCAGAUUGUGACCAGUGAUAUCGCCAGAAACCGAGAGCUUGUGGAAGGCUUUGCAGAUGACUUGCUGGAAGCCCUGAGAAGUGUGUGUAACCGAGAUGCAGACAUGGAAGUGGAAGAAUCCAUAGGAGUCGGGAGCAUGUAUGAGAACUGGAGAGCUCACAAGCCCUUAGCUUGUGACUUCAUUGUCCCUUUUACCCCUCCGGAGCCAUAUUGUUUCCAGUUAGAAAGCUGGUGUUUGGAAGAAACCGUCUCCCCAGACAAACAAGGUUAUGGGAUGAUAAAGAUCUUGCGGGCGGAUGAGAACUCAACAGGAUGUAUCUGUGACAAGACAAAGCUCGGGGAAGACCUGCUGUGUCUUCUUCACAGCAAAAUGAACCAAGCUAGGCAGAACCAACAUAUGGAGGACCUCCUUUGUUACAAGGACACUCGAUACCUUGAUUCUGACCAGGUUAUGACGUGGUUCCAGCUUGCUCUUACUAAGGCAUGGAACAAAAUUUCACACAAGUACGAGUUCAACCUCACUUUCAAUCUCCUGGAUGCGCCUGGGGCUCUAAAAAUCAAGUUUCGAUCUGGAAAGACCAUUACUUUCAACCUCACCCCGGUGGUACAAUAUGCUGAUUCUGAUGUAUAUUUCAUCUCCCAUUUCCCAUGCGGUAGCCUGGCAGAGGGCCCCUCUUCCAGCAUUCACUGGCUUCUCACAUUUGCAGUAUAUGAGAAGAGAUACAUCCAGUUUAUUUCCAAAACUCUGCCUGCCAACUCCUGCCACCUCAGCUGCCUCCAGAUUCUGUCCUUCCUUCAUGGAAAGCAGUGCAGUCUAACAGGAGCAAGCAGCCUUACAAACUACCACUUGAAAACAGUGAUGCUACAUUUACUACAGACGCUUCCUUGUGCAGGCUGGGCUUCUACACAGCUGCAAGCCAGACUGCAAGACAUGCUCAAAUUUUUAGAGAAAAGCUUGCAGGAAAAGAGGCUUUACCACUUUUUUGUUGGGAACAGGAACAUGCCAGAGGAACUGGGUAUCCCCAUAGAGUUCCAAAAGGCAGAACCUCUGAACCUUUUCCGCCUCUUUGUAUUGCAACGAGGCGCUUACAGAAAGACUAUGGACACGUUUCAUGAGAUGCUAAAGAACACAGCAGCUUUAAUAAAUGAAUAUGCCAUGCAUGUUCCCAAUGGACGAGUGACCUCACUGCAUAAAGAACACCUGUAGCCAAACCUCUGGGAAUUAAAAUAUGAACAGAUCUCCCCCAUUGGGAGCAAACUGCUUUAUAUGCUCACAUAACUCCAAAGAUUGGUAGAAUGGAGAUACUUUUCUCAUUUUCUUCCCAAUGUUGUUGGCUGAUAUUUAUGCAGCUCUUAAUGUUUAAACUGUUGUGUAUAAAGUUUGUUGUAAAUAGUUUAAGCAAAAGAGGUAUCUAAUUUAUUCCUAUAUCGACAUUACAGACCUUGGGAUUUGGUA
Messenger RNA from Lacerta agilis (Sand lizard), 2181 nucleotides. It is a transcript of the gene ITPRIP, whose product is annotated as inositol 1,4,5-trisphosphate receptor interacting protein. Lineage: Eukaryota; Metazoa; Chordata; Lepidosauria; Squamata; Lacertidae. The record is from RefSeq and is a predicted model, not a curated record. The transcript is spliced from 2 exons. Gene Ontology annotation, molecular function: protein kinase inhibitor activity. Gene Ontology annotation, cellular component: membrane. The coding region runs from base 283 to 1932 and encodes 549 amino acids.